GGUACGUCAUGUUGCGUGGGUCUCCUGGAUUCUAUACAUAUGUUGUACUUGAACGUUUAAAAGGGUGGCCUUCUUUUCGUAUACAAGAAGGAAGAAUCGUCUUCAAACUUCAAGAAAACAAGUUUCACUACAUGGCUAUGUCUGAUGAAAGGCAAAGGUUGAUGCCAACGCCUGAGGAUCGUAAAUCUGGCAUUCCUCUUGCUUAUAAGGAAGCUAUUCUCUUAACUAAUCCCAAAUUCAAAGGAGAGGUGGAUGAUAAAUACUUGUACUCGUGUGACAACGAGGAUAAUAAGGUACAUGGAUGGGUUAGCAAUGACACGGUGCCACUAGGGUUUUGGAUGAUAACUCCAAGCAAUGAAUUUCGGACAGGUGGGCCAAUCAAACAAGAUCUCACUUCUCAUGUUGGCCCAACUCUACUUUCUAUGUUCAUCAGCAGACAUUAUGCUGGGGCAGAGAUGGAUGUCACUUUUGAAGCUCAAGAUUACUGGAAAAAAGUUUUUGGCCCUAAUUAUGUGUAUCUCAACUCCGAUGUUUCUGCUCGAACAGAUCCUUCUAUUCUUUGGAACGAUGCUAAACUAAGGAUGCAGAAGGAAGUAGCUGAUUGGCCAUAUAAUUUCCUACGUUCGGUAGAAUACCUUAAAUCCGAUCAAAGGGGAUCUCUUAGUGGUCAAUUACAUGUUCAUGAUCGGUUUGUUAGUCUGCAACCUGUGCCGGCAGCCUCAGCUUAUGUGGGACUGGCUCCACCUGGAGCCGCUGGGUCAUGGCAGAUUGAGAAUAAGGGAUACCAAUUUUGGACACAAACCGAUGAGAAAGGAAAUUUCGUAAUCAAGAAUGUGAUUCCUGGAACUUAUAGCUUGUAUGGAUGGGUUCCGGGAGUUGUUGGAAACUUUAAGCAUGUUUCCGAUAUCAAGAUUAAUGCUAAAUCUAAUGUCAGGGCUGAAAACGUUGUGUUUAAUCCCCCAAGGAACGGUGCGACUUUGUGGGAGAUCGGAAUUCCCGAUCGCUCUGCUAGCGAAUUUUUCAUUCCUGAUCCUCCUCCAAGAUUCAAGAUUCAUCCGUACAAACUUCCCGUUGAAAAGUUCAGGCAAUAUGGACUUUGGGAACGUUACACGGAUCUAUAUCCAAAAAAGGACCUUGUUUUCACAAUUGGGACUAGCAAUUAUAAGAAAGAUUGGUUUUUCGCACAUGUAACAAGGAAAGUGGGAGAUAACCAAUAUGCACCAACAACAUGGAAAAUAGUGUUCAACCUCAAGACUGUGGACCAAAAAGCAAACUUCACUCUCCAAUUGGCCCUCGCAUCAGCCAAUGCAGCAAAUAUACAAGUACGUUUCAACGAUCAAGAAUCAACUCCACAGUUUGAGACGGGGUUUAUAGGGCAUGACAAUGCCUUGGCAAGACAUGGGAUUCGAGGGUUAUACCAUUUUUACAGUAUGAUGGUACAAGGAGCAAAACUUGUUCUAGGAGAGAACAAGUUAUUCUUAACACAUGCGAACAAGCAUGGACCCAACCAGUUUGGACCUUUUACCAAUGUCAUGUAUGACUAUAUCCGUUUAGAAGGCCCACCAACAACACAUAAAUUUGUUGACAAAUAUCAUGAUAUGGAAUAGAGGAUCUAUGAUCUCAUUCAAUAGAUCUCAA
Molecule: messenger RNA, 1638 nt
Organism: Salvia miltiorrhiza (redroot sage)
Lineage: Eukaryota; Viridiplantae; Streptophyta; Magnoliopsida; Lamiales; Lamiaceae
Exons: 10
Coding region: 9-1607 (532 amino acids)
Biological process (GO): carbohydrate metabolic process
Molecular function (GO): catalytic activity; carbohydrate binding
Source: RefSeq, a predicted model, not a curated record